Penaeus vannamei (Pacific white shrimp) is the source of this 1493-nucleotide messenger RNA. Lineage: Eukaryota; Metazoa; Arthropoda; Malacostraca; Decapoda; Penaeidae. The record is from RefSeq and is a predicted model, not a curated record.
GUGAGUCAGGGUCAGGACGUCGUCUGCUACGGCUGUCAGCGGCGGCACACGGUGAGAGGCAGACCAUACCAAGUGGCGCUCUGCAAUAUCCGACAUUCCUCGCGGCACUUGGGCAUUUUCCAUCAAAAAUCAGUGCCGGACUUACCGUUUAAGUGUGUCGCAGUUGUCCAAGCAUCCAACCAUCACCAUGGAGUCCGUAACAAUGCCCAAUUAUUCGUACGUUUUUAAAUUCGAGGAGGACUUCGACACGCUAGAAAAGCGACGAUGGAUGCGGGAAAAUUGGAUGAUGUGUUUCUACUACAUUGGAGCGUACAUGAUCGUCAUCUACGGUGGCCAGUUGUACAUGCAGACGCGGCCGAGGUUCGAGCUGAGGAUACCACUGUUCAUGUGGAACGUGUUCUUGGCGGUGUUCUCCAUCUGGGGGGCCUAUCGCAGUGCCCCCGAGCUCCUCUAUGUGCUCAACAACCACGGCUUUCACUACUCCGUCUGUAUCCCAGGACCAAGCCUGUAUUUGCACCCCCACAAGUAUUCUAAAACUUGUGAGGACACAUUCGACCAAAUUUGUUUCCUGGACAACCGAGUAGGAGGUUUCUGGAACUGGAUGUUCACCCUGAGCAAGGUUCCUGAGUUGGGAGAUACCGUAUUCAUUGUCCUGAGGAAGCAGCCACUGAUCUUCCUCCACUGGUACACCACCCACCAUGUUACCGUCCUGCUCUACGCCUGGUACUCCUACUCCGACUACAUUGCCACUGCCCGCUGGUUUGUCUGCAUGAACUACCUGGUCCACAGCGUCAUGUACAGCUACUAUGCCCUCAAGGCUCUCAAGUUCCGUGUUCCACGCUGGAUCUCCAUGGGAAUCACCACCGCACAGCUAGCUCAGAUGGUCAUGGGUGCUGCCGUCAACAUCUGGGCCUACCAGGUGAAGCAGGCAGGCAAUGAGUGCCAUGUCUCCUACGACAACAUCAAGAUUUCCCUCCUAAUGUACAUCUCAUACUUCGUCCUGUUUGCACACUUCUUCUGCCGUGCCUAUGUUGUCAAAAGCGAUAAGCAGGUUGGUGUCGCACAGGACAAGAAGGGCUCCUUGGCAUAUGAAGGCAAAAGCACAAAGGGCAAAGUGGAAUAACUACUUGCAGGUUAAGCUUUGGGUUAAUAGGAUGUCACAUUUCAAUAGUUGUAUGUCUGUCUCACAAAGAAAUAGAGGAAAGUGGUCACCCAUUGAUAAUUCCUUUGAAUAUUUUUUAAAAAGAAGCAUUUAUGGUAAUGUGCAAGAAGUUAUUCUCAGACUUUGCCUAGAAUACACCUGCUAGAAUGUUGCAGUUUGGAAACAAAAUAUUUGAAUGAUUGGUUCAGACUAAAGGUAUAUCAAUGCAAGCAGCCAAUUUUGAAAGCCACCUUUUAAGAUUUACUUAUGAACCAGUGAGAUGAAUAUUGUAUUGCGAAAAUAUCCAACAUAGAAUGCAAAACUUGAAUAUAUUUUUAAAACAGCAGUUAAU